UCAGGUGUUUUGAUGAAGUCGUGGAGGCUGUUAGCCACCAGCACCGCUGACGGUUUUGGUACUGUCUUAAUCCUGCUUUUAUUCACUCAAACUCACUGUCAGCUCCUCUAGUGUAAAGAAUCCAGCCAACUAAAUCCAGAGUCCACUGAAAGUAACCAUUACAAGAGACUGUUUCAUAUCUGCAGCUGACAGAACAGUGGUUUUCUUAUUUCUCGUCUCCUUCAAACUCUUUUGAGAUGCUGUCAGCAUGAAUACUUGGUUUAUUUUGAGCCUGGGACACUUGGACCCUGCUGAGAAUUCGCAGUGACAGAUUUUCAGAUGUAUUUAGGUCUAUUUUUGUCGUUUUAUUUCAGCAGUUUAGUAGACUGUAUAAAGAAAUGUAUCAAGUUUAAAAUCGGUUGCUAUCUUUGAGUUGUUCUCCGAGUGAACAUUUAGUGUUAUUUUCCCAGAGUAAAGCCUGUUAAGACUUCUGCUCGGCUGUCAAUCAAGCUGACCUCUGGACAGUUCAGAGGUUGACAGCCAGUGAAAUCAUGGAGUCCAUGCUCAAUAAACUAAAGAGCACCGUUACCAAGGUGACGGCUGACAUGACCAGUGCUGUCAUGGGCAACCCUGUCACACGGGAGUUUGAGGUGGGCCGACAUAUCGCCAGCGGGGGUCCAGGAAUGAGCUGGAGGAUCUACAACGGCACCAAAAAAUCCACCAAACAGGAAGUGGCAGUCUUCGUGUUCGAUAAGAAGAUCAUUGAUCGCUAUCAGAAGUUUGAGAAGGAUCAGAUCAUUGAUUCGCUGAAGAAAGGAGUUCAACAGCUGACCCGGUUACGACAUCCGCGUCUCCUCACAGUUCAGCACCCACUGGAGGAGUCCAGAGACUGUCUGGCGUUCUGCACCGAGCCCGUGUUCGCCAGUCUAGCGAAUGUGCUCGGCCAGUGGGACAACAUCCCUAGUCCUGUUCCCACAGACAUCAAAGAAUACAAACUCUAUGACGUUGAGACCAAAUACGGCUUACUGCAGGUCUCGGAGGGUUUGUCGUUCCUUCACAGUGGGGUUAAAAUGGUUCAUGGAAACUUGUGUUCAGAGAACAUCAUCUUGAAUAAGAGCGGAGCCUGGAAGAUCAUGGGCUUUGACUUCAGUAUCUCCUCCAGUAACCCGUCUGACGCUGAGCCCAAGUAUGUUUGUAAAGAGUGGGACCCCAAUCUCCCACCUCUCUGCCUCCCGAACCCAGAAUAUGUCGCUCCGGAGUACAUCCUGUCCGUCAGCUGCGACGCAACCUCUGACAUGUACUCACUGGGCGUCUUGAUCCACGCCGUGUUCAAUGAAGGCAAGCCCGUCUUUCAGGUUAACAAGCAGGACAUAUUCAAGAGCUUCAGCCGACAACUGGACCAGCUGAGCCAUCUAAGUCCAGGAGUAUUGAAUCAGAUCCCUGAGGAGGUCAGGGAUCAUGUGAAGAUGUUGCUCAACGUCACCUCCAACGUGCGUCCAGACGCAGAUCAGAUGACAAAGAUUCCCUUCUUCGAUGAUGUUGGAGCGAUGACCCUUCAGUACUUUGACUCGCUUUUCCAGCGGGACAACUUACAGAAGUCUCAGUUCUACAGAGGUCUCCCAAAAGUUCUGCCCAAGUUGCCCAAGAGAGUGAUAGUAUAUAGAAUCCUCCCGGCACUCACGUCUGAGUUUGUGAACCCCGACAUGGUUCCGUUUGUCCUUCCAAAUGUGCUGCUCAUUGCUGAGGAGUGCACAAAGGAGGAGUACGUCCGCCUCGUUCUCCCAGACCUCACCCCAGUUUUCAAACAGCAGGAGCCAGUACAGGCCAGCAACAUGAUCCUGCUGAUAUUUCUACAAAAGAUGGACCUACUUUUGACCAAAACGCCUCCUGAAGACAUCAAGAACAGUGUUCUGCCCAUGGUGUACAGAGCAGUGGAGGCCCCCUCUACUCAAAUACAGGAACUUUGUCUGAAUAUCAUUCCCACGUUUGCCAAUCUAAUAGAGUACCCGUCUAUGAAGAAUGCACUUAUCCCUCGUAUCAAAUCUGCCUGUUUACAGACAUCCUCACUAGCGGUGAGGGUGAACUCUUUGGUGUGCCUAGGCAAGAUCCUGGAAUACCUGGAUAAAUGGUUCGUCAUUGAUGAAAUUCUACCAUUCCUGCAACAAAUUCCAUCCAGGGAACCAGCUGUGCUCAUGGGCAUUCUGGGCAUCUACAAGUGCACUUUCACCCAUAAGAAACUGGGCAUCCCAAAAGAGCACCUGGCUGGAAAGAGUUUACCACAUCUGGUGUCACUUAGUAUUGAUAACAACCUUAACCUUAACCAGUUUAACUCUUUCAUGGCUGUGGUCAAGGAAAUGUUGAAUCGCGUGGAAGCGGAGCAUAAGACCAAAUUAGAGCAGUUGCACAUCAUGCAAGAGCAGCAAAGGACGAUACCCAUGCAAGGCGGCACCGUAUCCUCUACCUUCCCAGCUGGACCCACUAUGGGUGGAAUGGGCACUAUGGGCGCGAAGGAUCUGACCAGCAGUCUUUUGAACACCAUGACAUCUGUGAACAACCUCUCUUUGAACUCUGGGUCCAGGACGAUACCCAUGCAAGGCGGCACCGUAUCCUCUACCUUCCCAGCUGGACCCACUAUGGGUGGAAUGGGCACUAUGGGCGUCAGCAACGGUUUUAACUCGCCCAUGGGAUUCCAGACGGGAGGUAUGGGAAUGGGCAUGAGACCCGCUGCUCCUUGCCUUUAUGGAGGCAUGGCCACCACUACCAGCGCUCCAAAUUUCAGUGCCCUCACCCAGAACCAAAACCAACCCAGCAAGCCCACAGACAUGUCAGCCCUAGACUCCCUCUUCACUUCAAGCAAACCCAAAGUCAGCAUGAACCAAAUGGCCCCUAAACCGGCCCCAGGAGCCACUGCACCCUCCCCAUGGCUCAGUCAGUAUGGUACAGGCCAACCUUCCCAGACUGCACCCAUGCAGGCGACUCCGAUGGGGAUGACGGGAGUUCAAGGUGGUUUUGGAAUGCAAGCAAACCCGUUCUUCAACCCUCAGAACUUCUCGCAACCUGUGGCCUCUUCAACAAUCAACGCUGGGGUGAUGAAGCAAAGCGCUUCAGUCAACAACGAUCUUAAGGACCUCUUCGGAUAAAACAUCUGCCUUUCGUUCCCGUUCCCCCUUGUGUGGGAAUCAUAAUGAAACCACAUCAGCAGGGAAGAUGACAGUCAAAAUUUGGUUGGGCGGUUAGACAUGGUAUCCUUGAAAGAGGUUAAAACUUUCUGGUUUGUUUUGUCUUUUUAUUUUUUUUUAGCCCUUAUCAAUGGUGAGCUUCCUGCGGACAGUCAACUUAUCUCAUCGUGAGAAUCAAAAGCAGACAGCACCAAACAAACAUCAUGUUUUUACAGAAAGCUUGGGCUCUUCUGCUGAAAGCUGCUUCAGUCGGUGGAUGCCUUGCUUUCGUUGUACCAUUUGA
Molecule: messenger RNA, 3441 nt
Organism: Sinocyclocheilus grahami
Lineage: Eukaryota; Metazoa; Chordata; Actinopteri; Cypriniformes; Cyprinidae
Gene: scyl2
Product: SCY1 like pseudokinase 2
Exons: 18
Coding region: 531-3119 (862 amino acids)
Biological process (GO): protein phosphorylation
Molecular function (GO): ATP binding; protein kinase activity
Source: RefSeq, a predicted model, not a curated record